AUGUCAAUUUUGGCAUUUCGUGAAUGUUGUUUUUGGCUCCUUUCAUUACGUGCCUCUGGGUCUCGAGCAAAAUUUUCUUUUAAUUGAAAUCCUACUUUUCCUUGGCAGGCGCGCGCUUUUAAUCCUUUUGGGAAAAAGUUAACAACGUCCAACGAGAACACCAUUGAAACAACCCAACGAAUAAAGCAAAUAACUGUGCAAUGAUGGCACUUUCAGCGAUGAAUGUUUUGAUGAAACGAUCCAGUUCCGGGCUACAAAUGUUGAGGCCUCAGGCUAUAGCGGCCGUAGGGUCCUCUUUAGGCAGCGAUAAACAGCAGGCCCGCGGUGCCGCGAAAUGGUAUCCUGAUCCAGAGUUCAUGAAACAAUUCAGCGGACCUGUUAUGUACCCCAAUGAGUCUACCGCCCUCAUGAAACUACCCCCUUGGAAUAGCAAAAUUAUGCCAGUGGAAAAGUCGGUGCGCAAUCUAACCAUUAACUUUGGACCACAGCAUCCAGCUGCUCAUGGUGUAUUACGUUUAGUCCUAGAAUUAGAUGGUGAGACUGUAAUGCGCGCUGAUCCUCAUAUUGGGUUGUUACAUCGCGGCACUGAGAAGUUGAUCGAAUAUAAAACUUACACACAAGCGUUGCCAUAUUUUGAUCGUCUUGACUACGUAUCCAUGAUGUGCAACGAGCAAUGCUAUUCGCUGGCCAUAGAGAAAUUGCUUAAUAUUGAAGUGCCACUACGCGCCAAGUAUAUUCGCACACUUUUCGCCGAAAUCACACGUAUCCUAAAUCACAUUAUGGCCGUUGGCACACAUGCUUUGGAUGUGGGUGCGCUUACACCGUUUUUCUGGCUGUUCGAGGAACGUGAAAAGAUGAUGGAAUUCUAUGAACGUGUUUCCGGUGCACGCAUGCACGCAGCCUAUAUACGCCCCGGUGGCGUUUCUUUGGAUAUGCCACUUGGUCUAAUGGAUGACAUCUAUGAAUUUGCUUCUAAGUUUGCCGAACGUUUGGACGAGGUUGAAGAUGUACUCACCACAAACCGUAUUUGGGUACAACGUACUGCCGAUAUUGGCAUCGUAUCUGCCGAAGAUGCGCUUAAUUAUGGCUUUAGCGGCGUUAUGUUGCGCGGUUCGGGCAUCAAAUGGGAUUUGCGUAAGCAGCAACCAUACGACGCCUACCAUUUGGUUGAUUUCGACGUACCUAUUGGCACCAAGGGUGAUUGCUAUGAUCGGUAUUUGUGUCGUGUAGAAGAAAUGCGCCAAUCGUUGCGGAUCAUCGAUCAAUGUUUGAAUCAAAUGCCAGCUGGCGAAAUAAAAACCGAUGAUGCUAAGAUAACACCACCCUCACGUGCAGAAAUGAAAAGCUCCAUGGAGGCGCUCAUUCAUCACUUUAAGCUGUUUACCCAGGGUUUUCAAGUACCGCCUGGUGCCACGUACACGGCUAUUGAAGCACCAAAGGGUGAAUUCGGUGUUUACUUGGUGUCUGAUGGCUCAAGCCGCCCAUAUCGUUGCAAGAUUAAGGCCCCCGGUUUUGCACAUUUGGCGGCGCUAGAUAAAAUUGGCAAGCAACAUAUGUUAGCUGAUAUUGUGGCGAUCAUUGGUACACUGGAUGUUGUAUUUGGCGAAAUCGAUCGAUAAAUGCAAAAAGAGGCAUAGUAAAUAUAAAGUGUAAAAAUAAUUUUUGUUUUGCACGAGAUGUUGAACAAGCGAAAGUGGAAUAAAUAGGGUUUAUUAAAGCUAUCAAUUCAUCUCCUA
This is a messenger RNA of Rhagoletis pomonella (apple maggot), 1736 nucleotides long. It is a transcript of the gene ND-49, whose product is annotated as NADH-ubiquinone oxidoreductase 49 kDa subunit. Bases 201 to 1619 code for a protein of 472 amino acids. The record is from RefSeq and is a predicted model, not a curated record. Lineage: Eukaryota; Metazoa; Arthropoda; Insecta; Diptera; Tephritidae. Gene Ontology annotation, molecular function: quinone binding; NAD binding; NADH dehydrogenase (ubiquinone) activity. The transcript has 6 exons. Gene Ontology annotation, biological process: mitochondrial electron transport, NADH to ubiquinone.